Messenger RNA from Closterium sp. Naga37s-1, 214 nucleotides. The record is from the annotation of a GenBank genome assembly. Lineage: Eukaryota; Viridiplantae; Streptophyta; Zygnematophyceae; Desmidiales; Closteriaceae.
CCUCACUCCUUGCCUUCUCCGCUUCCUCCCUUUCUUUCUCUGCCUCGCAUUUCGCUGCCUCAGCCUCCUCUCUCUUCUGCUCAGCCUCACUCCUUGCCUUCUCCGCUUCCUCCCUCUCUUUCUCCGCCUCGCAUUUCGCUGCCUCAGCCUCCUCUCUCUUCUGCUCAGCCUCACUCCUUGCCUUCUCCGCUUCCUCCCUCUCUUUCUCCGCCUC